CAGAGUUAAUCCAGCAGUGACUGUGAGAAGAUAAAGGAUCUUUAACAGCAAGGAUACCUUCAGAAGCUCUUCGAGAUUUUCUCUAGGGUGCUGAGAGUCGUUUAAUUGUCAUUUUUGGACAUUGAUGAAGAACAUGGUUCUACUUAGUCUCUUGAUUUUGGGUGUGCUGGUUAAAGGCCACCUGGCUCUUACUCCUAAUGAUUGUGGGACUUCCUACAGGCGUCCAGCUUACACCGACAUCGCAGUGUAUUGCGGGACAGAGUCCAUAAGUUUGGCCAUCCAGGUCUGCCCGGUCAUUUACACUGGAUAUAACGCGAGUUUGUUGAUUCUCAAUCGAAUCGCAAGCGACCCGUCGUGUCGGGGAACGAUGGACGAGACCGCGAAUCCCCCAGUCGUGCGCUUCAACUUCCCUCUGAGGCAACUGGACUCCUGCGGCAGCAUCUUCCGUACCACCAGCGCUCCAGGGACCGGCAUCUUCUCGGACUUCUCUAACAUCCAGACGGUUAACAUCAGUGGGGUGGUCCGAUCUUUCGACCCCACAAUCGGAACAGUGACCUACAACGCCGAGCUGAGCUAUUUUUACUCCUGUGCAUAUCCACUCGAGUACCUGAUCAACAAUACACAAGUUGAUGUGUCAUCCUCUUCCAUCGCAGUGAUUGACAACAAUGGUAGCUUCAUCAGCACUUUAAGCAUGCGGCUCUUCAAAGAUAUAAACUACACAACUCCACUCGUUAUCCCUGCUCUUGGUGUUGAGCUCAGAACCAGAAUCUACGUGCAAGUCAUUGCAGCAAACUUGACUUCACAGUAUCAUGUUCUGCUGGAUCGUUGCUAUGCCUCUAUCUCAGCCUUACCCACCAAUUCAACCUUUUUCAACCUAUUUGUCCCGUGCUCGCAGGAUCAGAUGACCACCAUGUUGGAGAAUGGAAACAGUCAGAAGGCUCGCUUUAGCUUCCCGGCCUUCCGCUUUGUCGAGCAGCAGAACCAGACCAUUUCCACCUACUACCUCCACUGCAUCACCAGACUUUGUGAAACCACCACCUGCGCCCAGUUCAAGCAAUGCAACAGGAGGAGGAGACGGGAAAUACAGACAGCCACAAUAAAAGAUGGCGUCUCAGACACCACCCUCAUCACCUCAGGACCUAUUAGGACUCAAGUAGACUCCUCUCCUGGCACUAAGGAAGCAGCCCUGAGCAGUGCACAGAAGGACAGUGGUAAUGGGGCAUCUGUAGGACUGGGCAUCGCUCUGGCUGUCCUUGUCAUUGUGGGUACCAUUGCUGCCCUCAUGGCCGUGUCGUUUUACCGCAAACUCAAGAUGCUGCGUUAAAUUUCCGUGAUCCCACAGCUCUUUUCAUGUAGGACUAAUACAACAGCACUGGUGGAGGUGGGAACUGGGGAUCCAUAUUAUUGAUAUCUGACUUUUUAAAUUAAAAAGCUUUGUCGGCGUAGCAGACAACACGAUUGUCAUUUGAAAUGCAAAUAUUGCAACCAAAAAAAUAAAAAAAAUUAAAAAAUUUGAAUAUACGAUAACUUAUAUACUUAACACACAAAGUUUAAAUGAGCUACAUUUCAUAAAACAAACAUGUACAGAAGUGCAAUUGGUGUGAGAAAGAGGAUUACAAAAGCAGCAUUGGUUUUAAAAGGAUAUUUGUGCAGAUAAAUCAUUUUAGCCAUUUAAAACUGUUUUGCGAUUUGUUGUAAAGGAUCUGUGCUCAAGUUGUGCUACGUUAAAGCAAGAUCCAAGGCUUUAGGAUUGACAGCUUUAAAAGAACAGGUGACAGAAAACAUUUCAUAAAGUCAUUAUAACAGCUGCAUGAAGAGCCUUGCUUUGACUGUGCAAACUUGUUAUUAUCAAGGAAGGAACAUUUCAUUUUGGAAAAGGAAUUAUAAACAUCCUUAUGCAUAUGCAGUAUGUUACAAAAUCAGACAGUUGUCUUGUGAAACAUGUUUGUUUGUAUUUGUUGAGUUUGUACUUUUAUUGCAUGCAAUGUCAUUAAUAAAGGCUUGUAGGAUUGUGA
Molecule: messenger RNA, 2015 nt
Organism: Cyprinus carpio (common carp)
Lineage: Eukaryota; Metazoa; Chordata; Actinopteri; Cypriniformes; Cyprinidae
Product: zona pellucida-like domain-containing protein 1
Cellular component (GO): cell surface
Source: RefSeq, a predicted model, not a curated record